Molecule: messenger RNA, 927 nt
Organism: Macrobrachium nipponense
Lineage: Eukaryota; Metazoa; Arthropoda; Malacostraca; Decapoda; Palaemonidae
Source: RefSeq, a predicted model, not a curated record
AUGUGGUCUGCUGAGAAAAGUCUAGAACUAACUGAAUUGCUGCAUUCAUCCCCAACAUUGUGGGAUGUAACAAAUGUGGAUUACAAAAAUAGAAUUAAAAAGAUGGAUGCAUUGACUGAGAUAGCUGAUAAACUAUUUAUAACUGUAAGUGAUACAGAAAAGAAGAUAAAAGCCGUCAAAGUAUAAUUCAGGAGGGAACAUGUGAAUGGAAAUUCCCCCAAGAAGUGCUCAUGGUUUGGUUACGAGCCCCUCCUGAUUUUGCUGCAGGGCCAAGAAUCCAGAGGAAGCCGGUCAACAGACUCACCAGAGAGAGAGGUUGCUGAAGUUGAAUCUGAGCAAGAAACUGAUGCUGUAAUUGAGAGUUCACAUCAAGCUGAAACACCUCAGAGCGCUUUCCCGCCCCGUCGUUCGUCAGCUAAUAGGCCUGCUCACGAAGUGAAAGAAGCAUUUCACUUGAUGAAGUCUCUAGCACAACAUGUCACUACACGGGAUGAAUAUCAUGUGUUCGGUGAAAAUGUUGCCCAUAAACUGAGAGCAUGCGGAAGAAGUAAGCACGAGGUAUCAAUAGCACAGCAUAAAAUUAAUGAAAUAAUUUUCAAAUUGGUAAUGGGGUGCUUUGGGGAGGGAGCGGCUCAGUUCACCCCACAAACUUCAUAUACAGGACAAAGGUAUUCAGGGUUUCCUGUGCCAACAUCGCAAGGCAUCCCACAGUACUUUACCGCCCCAAGUGGUGCCUCUACUCCAAGUUGCUCUCCUUCCCCAAACUCAUUUGUGGCCAUGCCUGUGAUGAGUGUACAGGUUGCUGCAGCAGCGUCUGCAUUUUACUUGGCACUUUUGAUAAAGUCAAGGGAGGACAAGAAAAAGAGAAAGAUAUGGGUGAGGAAUGUUUUUGAAAAAGGACUCUAUGGUGAUUUGCUUUUGGUGUAA